Messenger RNA from Synchiropus splendidus (mandarinfish), 11291 nucleotides. It is a transcript of the gene nova2, whose product is annotated as NOVA alternative splicing regulator 2. Bases 456 to 2015 code for a protein of 519 amino acids. The transcript has 5 exons. Gene Ontology annotation, molecular function: mRNA binding. The record is from RefSeq and is a predicted model, not a curated record. Gene Ontology annotation, biological process: mRNA splicing, via spliceosome; regulation of alternative mRNA splicing, via spliceosome. Gene Ontology annotation, cellular component: cytoplasm; nucleus. Lineage: Eukaryota; Metazoa; Chordata; Actinopteri; Syngnathiformes; Callionymidae.
GUGAUGCUCUGAUCGCAGGACUGCAGCAUCUUCACCCGGAGAACCAGCAGCAGAAGCGACUCUUUCUCCGCCUGCACCUCCCGCUCUCCGUGUUUCGGAACCCUCCGUCUCAUCCUCCAGGACCGGAUAAACACCACGAAUACCAACCAUCACGGAUUUUCCUUCGGGUUUUUUUUUGUAUCAUUUUAUAUCAACGUUUCCCUUUUGUCCUUCGGUUUUUGUCUUGAAUCUUGAGGAGCGCCACCAUCCUGCGAGCUUGACAGCGCGAUGACACACAUAUCCUAGUCCGACAUAUCUUCUCCUGCGCAGCAUCUUCUUCAGAAAAACAAAAACAGGCGCACGUCGCGAUUCAACGCGCAAUCACCGAAGCACGUAACGGCGACGCUGCGUAAACAGAUUACGCUAAAAGGGGGGGAUUUUCGCGCAAAAGCCAAGACCAGAAUCCGAGCUCGAAAAUGAUGGCCGGCGGAGCUGUACAGCAAAACGGGAUCUUCUCCAACCCUCACCAUCACAAUCAGCAGCCGCACAUGGAGUCCGACCCGCCGGACUCGCGCAAAAGACCCCUGGAGACGCCGACGGAGGCCAGCAGCACCAAGCGCACAAACACAGGAGUGGCCUUCCUGCAGCCCCUUUAUGAAACUGAAGGCAUUGUUUUCCCACAGCAAGAAACUGAGACUCAUGAGGAAGGCGAGUACUUCCUGAAGGUUUUGAUUCCCAGCUAUGCGGCCGGAUCCAUCAUCGGGAAAGGAGGUCAGACCAUCGUCCAGCUGCAGAAGGAGACCGGCGCCACCAUCAAACUGUCCAAAUCCAAAGACUUCUAUCCUGGAACGACAGAGCGUGUGUGUCUGGUCCAGGGCACGGUGGAAGCUUUGAACGGCGUCCACGACUUCAUCGCUGAGAAGGUGAGGGAGAUGCCACAGAGCAGCCAGAAGACAGAGCCAGUGAGCAUCCUGCAGCCGCAGACCACCGUCAACCCAGACCGCGUCAAACAGGCUAAGCUGAUCGUCCCAAACAGCACAGCUGGACUUAUCAUCGGCAAAGCUGGCGCGACAGUGAAGGCCGUAAUGGAGCAAUCCGGAGCCUGGGUCCAGCUCUCCCAAAAGCCAGAAGGCAUUAACCUGCAAGAACGGGUCGUCACCAUCAGUGGGGAACCGGAGCAGAACCGCAAAGCUGUGGAGAUCAUCGUCCAAAAGAUCCAGGAGGAUCCACAGAGCUCUUCCUGCCUCAACAUCUCCUACUCAAAUAUCACAGGCCCUGUGGCCAACUCUAACCCUACCGGCUCGCCCUACGCCAACUCGACCGAGGUCAUGCCAGCUGCCGCAGCCGCUGCAGCCGCCACAGCUUCUUCCCUCCUAGGCCAGGCUGGUCUCGCCGGAGUGGGCGCCUUCCCCACUACGAUGUCCAGCUUGUCUGGCAAUGACCUUCUUGCCAUCACUUCUGCCCUCAACACACUGGCCAGCUAUGGUUACAACACCAAUUCCCUUGGCCUUGGCCUAAACCCUGCUGCUGCCUCAGGAGUAUUAGCAGCAGUAGCAGCUAAUGCUAACCCUGCAGCAGCUGCUGCUGCCAACCUAUUGGCUUCCUACGCCAGUGAUGCUUCCACAAGUGCAGCUCAUCCCGCGGCCGGGCUCGGAGGCUUCUCCCUGGGAUCCCUUGCAGCAGCUACAGGAGCCAGCAAUGGCUACUUGAGUACAGCCUCACCGCUGGUGGCAUCCUCACUGCUGGCCACUGAGAAGCUUGCGGAAGGAGCCAAGGAAGUGGUGGAGAUUGCCGUGCCGGAGAACCUUGUGGGAGCCAUCCUAGGAAAGGGAGGCAAGACGCUAGUGGAGUACCAGGAGCUGACUGGUGCCCGGAUCCAGAUCUCCAAGAAAGGCGAGUUCAUCCCUGGAACUCGGAACAGGAAGGUUACCAUCACAGGCUCACAGGCUGCAACGCAGGCAGCACAGUACCUGAUCAGCCAGCGAAUCACGUACGAGCAGGGCGUUCGUGCCACCAACCCACAGAAGGUGGGCUAAGGCUGACAGCGGAUGAAAAAAAGAGGAGGAAAAGAGGGAAAAAUAUGUGUGGGAGCUUGGGGGAGGAGUGUAAAAUUCACAAAUGGAGAAUGGAGAGGAGAGCAAGAAUGUUCUGGAGAAUCGUCAGCAGCAUUUUUCUUCUGCGUGUUUUCAGUAUUAAAAAAAUGUUUUUGACGCGAAGCAAAUUUGUGCUGAGGUGAAGAGGAGGAAGAGGAGUUAUCACGCUGAAAAACCAAGAAAAACGUGUAAAAUGUAAAUAAGGUUUUAUUACUUAAUGUCUCAAUCUUUCAGAAUUUUUUAUUCUUUGUUUUGUUUUGCUCGAUUUUGUUGUUUUGUUUGGUAAAUUAAGAUGUCUGUUUGUUUCUCGUGUCGUGUGGACAAAGCUGAAUGCGGCAUUGACUGGCCGAUGGCCUGAUAGGCUACAGGAAAUUCGGGAAAGGGAGGGGAGGGUCAGGGGUUGGUGGCGCCAUUUGCAGGGUAGAACCCACCACUUGCCCAUCCUCAAAAUUUGGGAUAUGAAAACAACUCUAGCCCCUCCCUUCCCCUGCGCCCACACCCUUGAAUAAGGUUUUUUAAAUCUGUAUUAUGCAUCUGCCCUAAAAUCGCCCCACUCUUUCUGCCCAACCACCUUUUACACGGGUCUUAUGAUGGGCUGCAAACUGAGGGAGGAAUUGCCCUUCAUCUGCCUAUGACAUCACAUCCGCUUUCUGCAGCAGAUAUGAGAAAGCAAAAAGGAUGUUUUACGUGCAUCUGAGGGCAUUUCCUCACUCACACACUACACAUCGACCACUAGCAGCGCCACCGGGGCUCUGCCCUUAAAGUGUCUCUAGUUUUUGCGUUCGAUAGCCGAGCCGUAACCUCACUAAGCGUGAACUAGAAUGACUAAAAGUUGCAGUAAAUGCUCUGUCGUGAUAUUUCCACUCAUGAUCGCGACAACAGGAAUCAUUAUUUAUUAAUGAGGUCAACCUUGAAAAUCUUUGUCUAUUUGUUUCUGUUUUCUUUUUUUUUUGUAAUUUCAGGUUGACAUGAAUGUAAAUGACUAUUUUCUGAUUUAAUUUAAAUGAAUUGAAGUUGAAUAGUAUAUGUCACAUAAUGUAAUAUAUGUCUUAUUUAAGUCCAGUUCGAAAACAGCUACACACAUCAUCCAUCUAAACUAAUAUUCUCAUAUCAAAUUUAAAGUACUUUAGGUUGGAAUCAGCGUUAGAGCAAGCGUGUUCAUGUCAACCGUACACUGCACGACUUUCAGUCCUGUGGGUCACAUUGAAACCUUGUUGUCAUGAAAGCACAGGUUUCAUUCACUAGAGGAGGUCAGGGAGAGUUUUUUCAUGGGAAUAAGCCAAUAAGUAUGAACACAUUCGCAUUGUUGCUACUAUGGUACUGAGAUGGCUUUUUUGGGGGUAUGAUGACUGUGACCUCAAAACCAGCAUGUUAGGGUGAGAGCACUGGCUAGGUGGACAGAUUUGAUAUGCAAUUUCUUUUUGAAAUUAGGAAAGUAUUUUGCUAUCUUAACAGCACCGAUGUAACCAAAAGAGAGCUUAUCCCAAAGACAGAGCUUUCAAUCCAGUGGGAGGCGUCGGACACUUUGGUAUUGGCCACUUCAAAUCCAAGAAAAACUUUGACUAGGGUUGGGCAUUUGUGUUAGCUAUAACUACAGUGUUGUUAAAAAGCUUGUGCAGUGUACGGGGAGCCCCAUGAACACACUUUGCUGUAGGAAAAAUUAGACUGCAAUUGGAUGCGUUCAAGCGCUCGGAUGCAGCUUUGAAUUAGCCACAAGCUAAAUACUACUGAGAAACCGGAAGCCGCAGGAGGAGGGUCGCCUCUUGAUAGUUAGCAUAUCAUAAUGACUGACCUCUUCAAGACCCAUAUCGAACCGUCCGACUGCGAAAGCGCAGGUGAUAUAUAUAUAUAUAUGAAUACCGGUCCAGGGAGGUGGUGUCCGAAACCCAUUAGCUGCAGGUUCACUGCCCACUGUAGAUCGACAAGGCUGCUGAAAAUGUUCCUUUUAUUGUAAUUUCUUUGUGUCGUGCUAUUAUGAUUUUUUUUUUAUAUAUAUAAUCGGAGUACACUGAACUUUAUUUUGUCUUAAUGCACUGUGAAGGGAGGGAGUUGCUCUCCUGGCCUGAGAGGUCGGGGGCCAUCGAUUGUGAUUGGAGGGGGUUUUGUAUGGCAGGGACUCAAAACUUCAAACAUAUAUGAAAUAUAUGUAGAAUGCAUAUGAAGAACUUGACCGGAGAUGCAUAUCUAAAUAUGGAAAGAGAAAGAGACUAGAUCAAUCAUGUCACGUCAACAGGGAUUCCUGAUGUCUAGAUAUUGGAGGGCGGGAUGUUGGGGAGCGUCAGGUGUCCAGUCCUCAGUGAAUUUGUCUGGACCAAAUUCCAAAUUGCAACUGCGGUUUUGUCGACAACACGAACAUGUCAUGACAGAAUGUUAAACAAAAUGCCUAAAAUGAGGAGGGGUGCAUUUGAUUUGUAGCUCUAAGCAGCCUGGUGCGGGGAGCACAACUCCUCCAGUGCUCUUUUGAAACCAAUCCGACCCCAAAGUCCUCCAGUGUGCUAUACUAUGUGUCACUCUCUGUUGGAGCGCCAGUGAGGGUUUAUCUCCAGAGCUUGGUAAGGAGGCUUCUUUACUCCCAUCUAACACCAUCCACACUCUCCUCAACCUCCCCUCCCACCCGUCCUCAGUCCGCCAGUGCACUCCCAUCCCGACACCGCCUCUCCUCCAACCACAUCGCUCCAUGGGUGACUAUGUCUGGUGUUACGAUCAAUGCAUGUCUGCUGCUUGCACCGGCCGGUUUCUCUUGGCUGGCUCAGGGAAGUCCUGAUGGGUCACCCCUGAAGGUUUUGUGUCCUCCAGGACCGAGGAAGUCGUAGUUGAGGCCGGCAGGGCGUAGUGAACAAACGCUCUUGACUUGAAGUGAGUUUAUGUCAUUUUCAAAGGAGAAUAUCUGCAUAUCUAGAGGGCAGGCUUUGUCACUGAGCUGGGUUUUGACUGGAUCUCUGUCCAUUUUCUUGAUUUCACAUGGAGCAUGCUUCGCUGAAGAACACGGCAGUACUGCGUUUAUGGUGGCUUUGGCCAGCGUUGUGACACUUUCAGGUCACAAGUCACACAUUAAAAAUGAAUUCAAUCAAGUUGUUUUAGAUGAAAAAAUAAAUCUAAAGUUUUCAAUAGUUACUGAUGAUGAAUUGUUUGACCGAGUCACUACUAACUUUGUCCAAGUCUGAUCAGUUAAAACGUUUGCUGAAGACAGUUUUUGGAGAAAACCAUGGCAGCAGAAGUGCUAAAUCUUGUAGUUUGAUCGCUGCUCUGGGAAAUCUGAGGCUCCAAACAGUCAAAGAAACACCCAACCACUAGAUGUCACUGGCGCCGACACACUUUGGUGUGGUGCAGCCAAAUUGUAAACCGCAGCUUUGUCGUGGUCGCAGCGAGCAGACUCUUUCAGCUGUCAGUUCGGUCGAAACGCAGGUUUGAUUUUCAUCUCAUCAUUUUAAACUUCUGGCAUUUUCUUCUACUCGGAGGCUGAUCUCAUCUGUUGUGUUCUAUAAAUGUGACAAAGUAUUGGAAGCAAUACACUUAGUGGCACGUGGUUUUGCCCUUGAUCCUGUUGGCCGUAGACGCUCUUAGAUUGUAGUCGUAGAAAUAAGGUUUGGCGGAGGAUUUAAUUUGUUUUUAAUGUGAGGAAAUGCUGCUAAUAAAUUACAACUGAUGUAUUAAAAUAAGUAAAAACAUAUCGAAUCUGUCCUUUAGCUGAAGAGGCCAGCGGCAGUUUAAUACUCGCUCGGUUGUAACCUGAACAAGUUUGUGCCAAAAUAGGUCUUUCAUGCUGUAAAUGUGUUGAGUCAACAAUAGCCGAGAGCAUACCUACUUUUAUAUUUCAAAAAAAAAAUGUGAAAAGUGCCAAAUGAACCAUAUUUAUGAUUUAAAUGGUCCCGUCGAGACUUUACGAGAGCAGUUACAGCACCUCAGUGUAACCGUCUGUUCAUGUUCCUGUCGGAAGGAACCGCCAUGUUAGUGUUAGCUCUGGAACUACGCCUCCCAGAAUGCACUACCACUCCAGGGCGCUAGACUGAUUUAACAUAGCGAUAGCAUUAGCAUUAUAAUGCAACAAAAAUGUGACUAGAUAGCGUUCAUAAAUACAGCCUUUUAUAGUAACGAUAAAAUGUAUUUUGUGGAACUAGAUGUUAUCUUUUUUUGCACGUAUCUAUUGCAUGAUAAAGUGAAUCACGGACAAAAAAAAACAAAUAUAUGUGUCGUUCAUUUUCAAAAAGACAAAUCUUCGCAUGCUAUCGGAGGUCGAGCAUUUUUAUAUUGUUUAUCGCACAUUGUUUCUUAUUUUGAACUAACCACGAGUUAUAAGCCCUCUGUGGGAUUUGAACAAACUUCUUGAACAAAACUAUUUUGCUACUAGCGAAAAAAAAAGGAAAAAAAAGGCUUCAAAAACAAAUACGGAGAUUGUCCAUGAAUGUACUCACAUGCAUCAUAUCACAACCUCUGCUCAUUGGAUUCCCCCUCUGGAGGCUUGUUUUCUAACAUUACUAACCCUGGUGCUGUGUUCAGCUCUUGGUAGAAUAUCUGUCUCCUUCUAGCACCGCCCCUGUCCCCCCGCAUCCUCAGCCCGGCUUGUCCUGAUUGUGUCUGCAGACACUCUUCGAUUGCUCUCAGCUGGGGCUAGUGGGACUUCCAGAAGUGGCCAGACAGUCUCUUGAAAGGCUGCACAUAGUCAAUUCAUUCACAGUGGUUGAGCAUUCGGACUUGACCAUCAAUAUACCGAUACAUUUUCCAGAGAGUUGGUUCUCCAGCUCAAAUCCAGCUGCAGGACAGGCCGCGCUGGGGCGGGGGUCCGUGUGUGAGACCACUGUAAAUAUUAAUAAUGUAGGUGUUUCUUCACGGCAGUGAAUCUCAAUGUGCAUGCCUCUUCCUCUGUGUCUCUCCGUAGCGUGGUGUCGCGACAUAGCCGGCUUCCGUAUGACGAUAUUUUCAUGACGCAAACAUGAUUUGAUAUUGAUUUGCUUCUCUUUGCUACAUCCACACUUGGCGGCUACUGUUAGACACGUGUAAGACCAAACUCAAUUCUGAUUUAUUUUUAUCCUUUCAGAGAAAACAUCUGUGUAGUAUUAAUUCACGAAUGAGUGCUCACCUGGCAAUGGUGGGUUUACGAUCUCUGCCGAGCUGAAAAUACUCCCCUCCAUUUAUUCUAGACUGAGUCUUGUUUACGUUGUAGUGUGGAUGGAGCAACAGUGGGUGUUUUGCUAUUUCCUGUCCUCCCUUCCACCCCACAUCCCUGACUUAUAUCUGUCUAAGAAGUCCAACGGGAUAUCCUUGUUUCACACUCCCCUGAACUCGGGGCCCCAUCGAAGCACCAGCAAGCCUACUGCAUCUGUCAUAUCACUGUUCCUCCGCUCCCUCUUCCUCCUGUUUUUUUUUUUUAUUAUUUGUACUGUACUCUCUGUCUAACCUAGAGUUUAAACUAAAUGCCAUUUGUGUGUGUAGCCUGUUUACCGCUCCCCGCCUCCACACACACACACACUUCCAUGACCUCUUUUUUGCACUUUCCACUGCCCACUCCUGCUCCUCGCCUAAACACAUAUACACCUCCGAAAAACCUCUUCUCUCGAGUGCCAAAAUAGGACAGAGGGGGAAACAAACAAGAACAACAACAACAAAAACAACCAUUCCAAGCCUUUCUUUGCGUUUGUGUGUCGGACAUUCAUCCUGGAAGCACCCAUGAAGCCAGCAUGCUCCGCCCUCAUAACAUGAUGUCAUGAUGCCUCCAAUGAACAGCACCUUGCCCUCUACCACCACCUCCUCUUCCUCCUCCUCCUCCUCCUCACCACCCCGACCAGGAUUAACCUUCUGCAGGUUGGCUACCUACCUACUGUCCCGCCUUUAAACAAAAAAACAAAAAAAAGCCCCACCGCUCAUGCCAGCUGCUUUUUCUAAUUCUGUCAUCUCUUCAGCCUGUGGAACGUCAUUGAUCGUGUGCCAUAGUGUUGGGGGCACCUUUCACUCUCCGCACAUCCCCCGUCUCUCUCCUUGUCUUUAUUAUGUCUCUAUCUACCCCGCCUCUCUUUCUCUUACGCCAUUUGAUUUAUCUUGAUGGGAAAGAUUCAAAAACUCCAUUUUCUAAUGAUGAUUUUGGUUCUUUUUUUGUCGUUUAACAUCCAAACCACGCACGCCCACACCGCGGUGUGGAGAGUGUUGACGCACCGUCAGCUGCGCAGCCAUCCUCUGUCCUCUUGAACUUUUUUGAACUUUCACCUCCCCUCAUGAACUUUAUUGACCUUCCUCCUCCUCCCACUUCGUCUGUGUUCAUCCAACUGUUUGGACGAUAACUCUCCAUUCCAUCCCCUCAAAAAAAAAAAAAAAAACCUCUGAGACUGUGCAAUGCUCGCUGAUAUGAUUGGAUUUUUCUUUUUGUUUGUUUGUUUGUUGCUCAUCUUUGGGGGGACAAUUCUCUGAAAUAUUAAAAAAGAAAGAAAAAAAAACUUAUGAAAGGGAUUUAAGAAUAAAAUAUUAAAAAAGUGAAUUGCAGACAAACAAAAAAGAAAAAAAUGUUUCCUCACGGUUUAUUUUUGUUUUUUUCACUCAUUGUAAAUAUUCUUGUCCGAUAUCUUUUUUUCUAAUUUUGCCGAGCUGUAUCAAGCAUGAGUGUUGAGCAGAAUGGGGCCGGCAGCAUAAAAAAAAAAAAAAAAUAGUGGAGGCAUCAUCUCACCCUUUGAUAGUUGGCGCUUGCCUGUGUGCUCGGCUAGAUCUACUGUAUUAACCUGUGCUGUCGUUGGUGUUGAUUUACCUGCUGUACUCGCUGUUUAGCUUCCAGCUUUAGAUCAAAUUCCUCGAGCCAUUCUCGUGUGUGUUCUUUUGUACAUUGAUUGUAUUUCCUAACAGUUGUAGUGGCGCUCGUAGCUUUCAUCAUCAAGCCAUGUUAGAAACAUAUCAUUGAAACUGGCUCGACCCCGACUGAAGGAGGAAGCUGAGCUGCUAACUUUUGUGCAAUACAGUCCUAGUUUACGUGGAGUUUUAGCGCAUCCUGUCACCUGUCUCCAUACACCCCUCAACAUCAGACACCUUGAAAAUGUAUUGAAUGAUGAAAAAAGAAAAGAAAAAAAAGACAAAUUUUCAUCCACUUUUCGUUUAUGCUGCCCGCCCCAUUUCCCUUAGGAACACCACAUGAUCUAUUUAUUUCUCAGACUAUUAUGAUGAUGAUACUAUUAGAAAAUAACGCGGAAAAAAAGGGAACGACUGGAAAAAAGGUGAAUUAAUAUUAUUGUUUUGAUUUUCUUUUUUAGUAUUUUAGUGGUUGCUUUUAACAACAUUCAUUAACUGAUCUCAAGAGUAUUGAAUAUUUAAUGUAACUGUAGCAUUGUGUUUGUAAAGAUAAAAAAAAACUAGUGAGUUGUGUUUCUUGACUUGUGGAUUACCAGUGAAGUGGGCAAUCUAGUGCUAAUAUAUAUAUGAGGUCUUUUUUAAGGAUUCUUAUUUUGCAACAGCAACAGCAGUCAUUAUAAAUGUUCAUUUUAGCAUCACCUGUCUUCUGUUGUCUUAUUCUUCACCUUCCACCACACUCUGCAUCAUCACAGUAACACAUCAACAAGUCUGGGGGUGGGCGAGCGCACGUGUGUGUGUGAGUAAAUUAAACGUGUGUGAGGAUUUGUAUGUUCUGUGUGUGUGUGCGAGAGAGAGAGCGAGAGAAAGAGAGGGUCGGGGGGGUGGGUGUUCUGUCCAGUGUCCACCAAAAGCUAAAACCUGUCGGGCUUCCAUGCUUCUCAGAUGGAACCCCCUGACGUUAUAGCUGCAAACCUCCAUCAUGUGAGCUGACUCAACUCAACUUGUCCAUAACCCCUCCAGUCACCUGACCAGUCAAGUCAACCAAUCACUGUCCACCACUACCGCCUCCCCUGCGCCAUCUUCUGCUGCACACCACGUCAGCCCCAUGUGAUGUUCUCCAUCGAUAACAUUUUACUGUCACAAUCUACAAUUACAUGCCGGCAGAUCUGGGGACCAAUACUGAAAUAUAUUUAGGAAUAAUAAUAUGAAACUGGUACGGCUGUAGCUCAUUAUAAUUCCAUGAAGAUGCAAAACUCACAUUCCUUGUCGGCUGUUUUAAAAGGAUUCAAUUGUCAUGUAAGAGUAGGUCCGAGUUACGGGAAGAAACUAGAGCAGAAAUCUGGUGUAGCAUUAAUAAAAUCUUUGCGGAUGAUGGAAAAAAACAAGCGAUAAUCCAGAUUGAAUUCCUUGUAGUUAAUGCAUCUUUUGAGUCAUAUAACCUGUUAUUCCGGUUGCAAGCAUGUAGAUGACUAGUGUGCGAGCCCAACAUUUUAAACAAAACUUCCUCUCAGACGGGACACAGGCUCCACGUUUGAAUCCUCGUGUUUGAACCCAGCGUAUUAGUCCCCAGAGCUGCAUAUGACAUUUUACUGUUCAUACUACUGUACGUGCUGCAUACUACCAGGUCAAAAUCCACCUUAACCUGUCUCCAUGCCAACCACAGAGGAGCCAGUUGCAUGGCAACCAGCUUCCGCCACAACAACCUACCAACCAAUCAUCUUCCUCAGCUGCCAAGGCCACGCCCACCUGGUUGUUUCAAUAGAAGACAAAGGUAGAGGAUGGAGGGAGGAUAGGAAGAAGAAAUGAAAGAUGAGAGGAGCAUAGUUUUGAUUCUCAGGGUGUCUUAUUUAGAAUUGUUAGGUCUGUUCUCCAGUCUGGUGUCCUGUCGCCCCCCGAAAAACUGAGCCCAAAGACGAUCAUAUCCUUCCUGGAAUUGAAGAGACAAAUCCUUGUCCGGUCGAUUGGCUUACGACCAAUUCAUCUCGAUCACUUUAUUGACACUAUUGAUUGACCAAUUCUCUCGAGACGCUACAGAGCCAGCCAGGUGAAUAAAGCUAGGUACUAAUGUUUACAACCCAAACGAGACCAACAACGCUGUUGAAAGAAUGUCCAGGACAAAGAAAAAAAAGAAAAAAGAGUACUUAUUUCUAAAAGUGAUGGAACUUUUCGCUUACUUUCUCUGUGACAUGAGGUAAUGUAAUUUCUUUCAAUCAUUGCAUGUGACUAUUUUUGAUUUGCAAUGAAACUUGUUAGAAUGGAUGGUACAUUUGUGACGUCAGUGCAACGUUGAGAUGCCGAUGCUCGAAUUCAAUGUCGGUGUCUUUUUUAUCCGUGUUUUCAUGUCGACGUGAGGAGUGCUUAUGGACCAAUGAAUGCUACAUGUGUGACCAUACAAAGCUGUAAAGUUUUGUUUAUUUGUACAUGGUUAUGGGUAAAAUAAACCAUUGAAGCAAA